Pseudonaja textilis is the source of this 2312-nucleotide messenger RNA. RefSeq names its product MTOR associated protein MEAK7 (gene MEAK7). Lineage: Eukaryota; Metazoa; Chordata; Lepidosauria; Squamata; Elapidae. Gene Ontology annotation, biological process: TOR signaling; response to oxidative stress. The record is from RefSeq and is a predicted model, not a curated record. Gene Ontology annotation, cellular component: nucleus.
GGGGGCGGAGCCUUGGAACGGCGAGGCCGCUGAGGGAAAUCGAGCGGCGGGGACUCCUCCGGGCCUCCGGCACCGUGCCUACAAAGCGAGGCGGCGGGCUGCCGCGAACAUUCGGCCUUGACGGAAGGGGAGGAGUCCGCCCGGGACCGCCUUUAUUCAUGCGAAGCGCGAGGCAUGGUUCCUGCUCCAUGAACAUCGGUCUACCACCACCGUCCAAGACACGCUUGUUUGACGAGAUGAGAAAAUAAAGGAUCCCGUAUUUCAUCCGUUAAGAUUCCUGCACAUUCUGGGCAAACGUUGACGGGAGUCACAUCCCAUCAAGAAGAAGAAGAAGAAGAAAAAGCCAUUACUUUGGUGGAAACCCUUAUUUAUAAAAACAGGAUUUCAUCCCCCGGCCGAAGGAAAACAAAAUGGGCAACGUGGAAAGCAACGGCUCUUACCAGAAACACCUUUCCAGGUUUCUUCCCGAUGAGCUGGCGGACAUCGAGGGCGUUUUCAGCGCCUUACGUGGAGCGGACGAGGACGUCGCCGCGAAGAUGGGGAAGAAGGCGCAGGCUGGGGUGACCCUGGAAGCCCUCAAGGCCUACGUCAAGGAUGCCCUGCCUCCAUCAAUGGUGACGAGACUGUACAAUGGGAUGAGAAGCAUCCAGGAGACCCAUAAUUCCCAGGAGGCCAUCCCCUGGGUAUCAAAGGAGCAAUUUGUGGUGUUUGCGUCCACCCUCUUCAAGGGCAACGCCCAGGAAAAAAGUGGGGUUGUCUUGAAGAUGGUCUCAGGUGCUCAGAAGACGGUGAAAGGAAGCCAAGUCCUAGAGUUUGCAGGGGAUCUGAUCAGCUCCGUGAUUCACGUGCUGAGCUACAGGAAGCUGCUGAAAGGGUGGAAAUUAAAGAAGCUGAAUAAUUCAGUCGCUAGGAUCAAAGCCUUGGCUACCCAGCUGGUCUCUGAAUUGAAGUCUGAAGAGGGGAAGAAGAUGGAGGGAGCCUCUGCCCUGGAUACCACCUGUGACCAAAACAGCAUGGAGGAUUGGCUUUUCCGAGUCCCACAGAUCUCCACCUUCCUCAAGGUGGUGCUUCAACAGGGCCUGCUUCUCCUGCGGCCUCUCUCCGACGAAGCCAACGAGACCCUCUGCCUCCUGCCGGAAUGCAGAGGCCUGCAAGGGACGGCCCUUGUCAGCCUGCUCGACCUCGCCUCCAUCACCUACCUCAAUUCCCACCUGCCUUCUGAGCUUCGGGACAAGUGGCAGCUGCUUUUCGCCUCCCGGAUUCACGGCGAGAGCUUUACUCAGCUGUGCGGACAUAUUGUCAGCAAGGGGCCCUGCCUCUUGGUCCUGAAGGACACCGAUGGCUACAUCUUUGGCGGGUUUUCCUCUUGCUCCUGGGAGGUGAAGCCUCAGUUUCAAGGAAACGACACCUGUUUUUUGUUCUCCAUUUCUCCCUCGCUGGCGGUGUUCACCUGCAGCGGCUACAACAACCACUACAUGUACCUCAAUCACGGGCAGCAGACCAUGCCGAAUGGACUGGGUAUGGGAGGCCAACACGAAUACUUUGGCCUCUGGGUGGACAGUAACUUUGGCCAAGGCCACAGCAAAGCCAAACCUCGUUGUACCACCUACAACAGCCCUCAGCUGUCGGCCAAGGAGAACUUCCUGCUGGAUUCCAUGGAGGUGUGGGCUGUGGGAGAGCCCCCGGAAGCCAAAAAUGGAAGAGGCCCAAAGAGCAUCUUAGACGCUGAUCCAGAGGCCCAAGCUUUGCUAGAGAUGAUGGGGAAAAGCCGCCAGAGUGAUGGGUUUCGGAAACCACCUGAGGAUGAUGAUGAUGAAGAAGACAACAACUGAGAUCCCAAGUCUGACCAGGAUUUUGUUGGACCAUCUUCUGAGCUUUCUAUUUUCCACACAUCAGUAUCCGUUCUCCAUCUCUUAAGCGUGUUGAGCUUCGGUUAAAUAACAAUUGGUGUCUUUACAAACUUUGGACGUAUGAUCUGCAGUUUUUUCUCCCUCCCCCAGGGAUUGGGCGUGUAUUGUUCUAAAGUCAGGACCUCCUUUUUCUUCUUUCCACAUUAUUCACAUUUAUUUGGGGUGCAAGCCCACCCAAGGGGACUUCCAGAUUUCUGGCGGAAAAAUAUUCCUUGGAGGGACCCCACUUCGCUAGCAAGAGUUCUCGAAACUCAAUGUCUUUCCAUGUAAAACGAUCCGUAUUUUGUUGGGAAAAUUUAAGUGCUCCGUAAAAGCAUAUUUGGGGGUCUGUUGAGGUGCAAUAUCCGGAAAUCAGGAUUUCAUAUCUGAAUUAAUCGCACCGAUAUAAACAAUUGGAUCAUG